Molecule: messenger RNA, 5753 nt
Organism: Poecilia reticulata (guppy)
Lineage: Eukaryota; Metazoa; Chordata; Actinopteri; Cyprinodontiformes; Poeciliidae
Source: RefSeq, a predicted model, not a curated record
CCUCUCCUCCUCCCCGCGGUGCUUGUAGAGGAGUAUCGUGGAAAGAGUCCUAUCUCUUUGAGGUGAUCUGACACACCAAGGAAGACCCACAAAUGAGGGAGCAAAGCGAGAAGUAAAAUAAAAACAAAAGCAUAAAGCUCCCUCUGAAAGACAGGGUGGCCUGCGGGGACGAAGAGGAUAGAUAAAUAAACCCGCUCCUACGCUGACAAGGAGGAUAGACUAUCCUCUAGCACCGCAAAGAUGGGGAACCGGGGAAUGGAGGAUCUGAUUCCUCUGGUGAACCGCAUGCAAGAUGCCUUCUCGGCCAUCGGGCAGAACGCGAACCUGGACCUGCCGCAGAUCGCCGUGGUGGGCGGCCAGAGCGCGGGGAAGAGCUCGGUUCUGGAGAACUUCGUCGGAAAGGAUUUUCUUCCUCGUGGUUCUGGCAUCGUGACCCGUCGUCCUUUGGUUCUUCAGCUGAUGAACUGCCCUACAGAACAUGCAGAGUUCCUCCACUGCAAGGGCAAAAAAUUUACAGAUUUUGAUGAGGUGCGACAGGAGAUUGAGGCGGAGACUGACCGCAUCACGGGAGCCAACAAGGGCAUCUCCCCCGUCCCCAUCAACCUGCGUGUCUACUCUCCUCAUGUGCUGAACCUGACGCUGGUGGACCUGCCGGGAAUGACCAAGGUGCCAGUCGGAGACCAACCUGCAGACAUCGAGGUUCAGAUCAGAGACAUGCUGUUGCAGUUUGUGACCAAGGAGAACUGCCUCAUGCUGGCCGUUUCCCCUGCCAACUCUGAUCUGGCCAACUCUGACGCUUUAAAAAUUGCCAAAGAGGUCGACCCUCAGGGAAUGAGGACCAUAGGGGUGAUCACCAAGCUGGACUUGAUGGACGAAGGGACAGACGCUAAAGACAUCCUGGAGAACAAGCUGCUUCCCCUGCGCAGGGGUUACAUCGGCGUGGUUAACAGGAGCCAGAAGGACAUCGACGGAAAGAAGGAUAUUAAUGCUGCUAUGGCUGCUGAGAGGAAGUUCUUCCUCACCCACCCUGCUUACAGACACCUGGCUGAACGCAUGGGCACGCCCUACCUCCAGAAAGUCCUCAAUCAGCAACUGACCAACCACAUCCGGGACACCCUGCCGGGUCUGCGGGCGAAGCUGCAAAGUCAGCUCCUCUCCAUAGAGAAGGAGGUGGAGGAGUACAAGAACUUCAGACCCGAUGAUCCGUCCCGCAAAACCAAGGCCCUCCUUCAAAUGGUGCAGCAGUUUUCAGUGGACUUUGAGAAGUGCAUAGAGGGCUCCGGAGACCAGAUCGACACGGCCGAGCUGUCGGGCGGCGCGAGGAUCAAUCGCAUCUUUCACGAGCGCUUCCCUUUCGAACUGGUCAAGAUGGAGUUUGAUGAGAAAGAACUCCGCAAGGAGAUCAGCUACGCAAUCAAGAACAUUCAUGGAAUCAGAGAGAGACUCCAGCACUGUCCUGUUUUAGAAUGGCUUCAGGGAAAACCAAAUGUCUCACUCGCAGUUUCUUCCUUCUGUGCUGUUUGUCCUUCCAACCCCCCCCCCAACCUCUUUCUUGUCUUUUCCCACCUACAAUCUCUUGUGUCUUAUGUUCUCCCCUUUCAUUUUUAUUUUUCUAUCAUUCAACCUUUAAUUUUCUCACUCCUUAAUUAUCUCCUCUCCCAACCCUUUAUUUGGUGCCUUCACUCGCUCUUUUCUCUUGGGUCUCUUUUGGUUUUCGUCCCGUUUUCUCUCUCUCUCGUGCUGCCUGCUUAUCCCAACAGGACGGGGUUGUUCACCCCUGACCUGGCCUUUGAGGCCAUAGUGAAAAAGCAGAUCCAAAAGCUGAAGGAGCCCACACUGAAGUGUAUAGAUAUGGUAGUGAGCGAACUCACCUCCACCAUUCAGAAGUGUAGUCACAAGCUGGCCCAGUAUCCCAUGCUGAGAGAGGAGAUGGAGAGAAUCGUCACUCAGCACAUCAGAGACAGAGAAAACCGCACCAAGGAUCAGGUGCUGUUGCUGAUUGAUAUUGAAUUGUCCUACAUGAAUACGAACCAUGAAGACUUCAUUGGAUUCGCAAACGCUCAGCAGAGGAUCAAUCAAAUGAACAAGAAGAAGACGGCUGGAAAUCAGGAUGAAAUCAUGCCGGAGAGAGGAGUUAGCGAUCGGUACAAGGUGAUCAGGAAGGGCUGGCUGACCAUCAACAACAUCGGCAUCAUGAAGGGAGGAGCCAAAGAGUACUGGUUCGUCCUGACCGCAGAGUCUCUGUCCUGGUACAAAGAUGAUGAGGAGAAGGAGAAGAAGUACAUGCUUCCAGUGGACAACCUGAAGCUGCGGGAUGUGGAGAAGGGCUUCAUGUCCAGCAAGCACAUCUUUGCUCUCUUCAACACCGAGCAGAGGAACGUGUACAAGGACUACCGUCAGCUGGAGCUGGCCUGUGAGAGCCAGGAAGACGUCGAUGCCUGGAAGGCCUCCUUCCUCAGAGCCGGAGUUUAUCCUGAACGCGUAACCGAGAAGGAAGGAAAGAGCGAAGGCAGCGAUGAAAACGGCUCAGACAACUUCAUGCACAGCAUGGACCCUCAGCUGGAGCGGCAGGUGGAGACGAUCCGCAACCUGGUCGACUCCUACAUGGCGAUUGUCAACAAGACCGUGCGCGACCUGAUACCGAAGACGGUCAUGCAUCUCAUGAUUAACAAUACAAAAGAGUUCAUUAACGCUGAGCUGCUGGCCCAGCUCUACUCAUGCGGUGACCAGAACACUCUGAUGGAGGAAUCUCAGGAGCAGGCGCAGCAUCGCGAUGAGAUGCUCAGGAUGUACCACGCCCUGCGGGAGGCGCUGAGCAUCAUCGGCGACAUCAGCACAACUACAGUGAGCACAUCAAUGCCGCCCCCAGUGGAUGACUCCUGGCUGCAGGUCCAACGCGGCGGAUCCGGAGGAAGGUCUCCAGCGACCAGUCCAACUCCAAAUCGCAGGGCUCCACCAGGCCCACCGGGCCCACCAGCUCGCCCGGGCUCCCGUGGACCCCCACCGGGGCCUCCUCCUGCUGGGGGCCCCCCUGUACCGUCUCGCCCCGGAGCGUCUCCAGAUCCUCACGGCGGGCCGCCCCCCACUGUGCCCUCCCGGCCUAACCGCGCGCCCCCCAGUGUGCCAAGAAUCACUAUCACUGACCGAUGAAGACUAACGUUUCUCGUCGGAGACCCCCGCCUUCUCCAACACACUAGACCUCAGAGCUCCUUCCUCCCUCCUUCUGUUUCCCCCCUCUGGACGAGAGAGAGAGAGAGAGAGAGAGAGAGAGGCGCUUCGGACAACAGCGCCACCUUCCUCUCAUCUACUGCCCGGUCUGACCCUCCUGCUCCCGCCUCUCUGCCCUCCCACCCCACCACCCGCCCCUCUGUUUUCACACAGAGAAGCAGAAUACUUGAAAGCAUGACUUACGUACAACUUUGUUCCUCACAAUUUAAUCGCAGAGACCAUGAAAUGAUCAUAUUAGUCAACCGCGUCAACGUAUUGUAUAUCCGCGCAAGUUCAAAGCAGAAUGCUUCCCCUCCUCUUAUAUUGAGAGGGGUAAACAUUUACGAGUUUAGCAUGAAUCUAUGCCUGAGCUUCUCGAAAGCGUCGUCUCAGUUUUAGCAUUCGUUUCAUUUACUUUCAUCAGGAUUUGUUUGCUCACCUUUGUUUUUUGAUGAACAGAAUGACGUGAAACCAGAACCUUUUAUUCAGGAUGAGGAAGUACUUUACAUUAUUUAAUGUUUUUUUUUUUUUUUUUUGCACAUAAGCAUCAUAUUAGUAGCGUGGUGCAUGCUUUGAGAUCGUGAAAGAUUUACUCCAUCUUUGUUUUGUAAAGAAAUGAGAAAAAUGUGUUUUUCUUUGCAACAUUUGCUGCUCAGUGGUGGAAGUGUUUCUUUAAGAGAGGAUAUCCAAACUGAAUUCAGUCUAAAAAUAUUUACUUUGGUUUUUUUUUUUGUAUCCAGAUUUUAAUUUGUAAUUAUCCUUCAAAAAAAAAAAGAAAAAAAAAGAAAAGAAAAACAGCAAGUGAGGAAACAAUCUUAUUAGUUUUUAUCAUAUAUCUUUUAACAUACUUUCUUUUCUGGUUGAUGGAGUUUCGUUUUUGAUCUUUAAUCCUGCCAAAUUAGUUCUUGUUUGAUUUUUCUAUGUUCCUUGAACAGUUUGGUCAAACAAGGGUGGGUCAUCUCAUACAGACACCCCUCAAACACAAUUUUCCUUUCUCUCUCUCUUUUUUUUAAAAGCUAAUCCAUUCUUUCCCACUGUCCAAAUCUAUAAAACAGCAGCACCACCCAGGUGAGGAAGACGUAGAUGACAUCUGAAUUCUUCAAUUUGAAAAACCUGAAUGGAUAAAAGUCUCCUUCGUUUUUCCCUUUUAUUCUCUCCAUCAUCUAAAUCACGUAGCGGAUCCUCUUAUUUUGCCAGUCGCAGUCUUCAGAAAGUCUCACUGUUGCUAAAGCUUUGUCACAUCCUCGUCUUACAACUGCUGCACUCUCAGACAACCUAUGCAAAAGAGAAACGUGGUUUCUCAGUCUUUUUAUGGUAAAAAGAUGCAUCUAGUGUAGAUUAUGUCCCCUUUUUGUUCCUCUGCUUAGUACUACUGCUUAAUUUUGCAGAGGAACUUUUUCAACUUUCUCUUCCACAAAGGGCAGAUUUGGAAAGUCUAGUGGAGGGUAAGAGAUUUAAUUGAGGAGUGUCCAACUGAAGUGGGCCACAUCCCAAUUUGUCAAAACCAUUUUUCCUUUCCACUGGUGAAUCAUGUAUUUUUUUUUUAUUCAUUUAGUCCAAUAAAGCAAACUGAAGGUUGGGCUUGCAUUGCAGCAACAUGUGAGAAAGGUUCAAGAGGUCUGAAUGCUUCUGCGACUGCGCCGCUCCUGAAACUGAACAAAACGAAACCAGAGAAGGAGACUUUGUGACCCGAGUUGUUUCUUUAGACUGUUAACUCUUUAUGUAGAGUGUAGUACAAGAUGGUGGCCUCGUAACUCAGGUUAGUCAGGUUUGAGCACGUGAUGCCUAAAAUGUUAAAUUACACAGGAAAAAUAUUUUUAAAAAUUGCAUUCAAGUUGCUGAUCUGCCAUUUCUUCUUUCUCUCUUUUCUCCUGCUCUAUUUUCUCUCAGUGGUCACGGGGGUGAGUGAGAACAUGAACAGUCCCAGUCUAUGCAUAAAGUACCACUGCUUGUGUUGUCACAUUACUGAGCAGAAACCACCUUUCAAUCCCUUCGUUUUUCUGCCACUGAGCUCUGCUGUCAAUGUUACGUGUUGUAUUUUGACCCCCAAACACAAACAACCCACUAGCCUUACCUUAUCCUGUGAUCAUUACUAGAAAGAAAAAUCUCUGAUCUCAACAUCUGCAAAGCAAACAUGAAAUCAUAUCCGAUUUAACAGUAACUAGUUUAUUAAUGAGUUAUGUAUUCGUGUGGUGCAUUUUAUUAGAGACAUGUACUCUCUUCUGUUUAGAUCAUUUAGUCUACAUUGUAUGCAGCAUCGGAAUAUUUAAACCAUGAGUAAAUGAGCAUAACAGAAUACUUGAAAAAUAAAAAAAACUGCUGUAAAUGGAUGCUGGCAGGUUGUUUGAUACUUUUGCUUGCAUCAGGGAGGGUGUGUUUGUGUUUUCUCUCUGAAUUUAUAAAAAGUUAAACAGACGGACGGUGUGUGUGUAAACUGGCUGAGGACAAGUCCUGCUGCUUGUCUCAGCUGAUGUGGAAGAAACUAAGAUUAUCCUGGAGGACUGCUGUACUCUCAAUUACAUAUUAAAAGACCUCUGUGUGCUGUA